CAACAUCUCUUCCUUCGACCGCGAACGCGUAAUUUUCUACUUGCUUCGACUCUCUUCAGACCGCAGCAGGCGGCGGGACCGUGACCGUGACUCUGAAAGGCGGAAUCGUCAUGACGAUGAGCGACGCACAAGGGAAGGAGAACGGGAUAGGAUGCCAAGAGAUGUUGAUAGAAAGUACGGACGGGAAAGAGAAAGAGACAGGGAUAAUUCUUAUGGAUAUGGUGAACGCGACCGUGAGCUAGAGCGUAAACGGGACCGUGAACGUUACGACCAGGAUUCCAGACGUUCAGCCUCUCCUCGACGUCGACGGUCCGGUUCAAGAUCCAGGUCUGCAUCCCCACCCAAGGCCAAGCCGAAUUUCGGAGCAUCUGGACUCUUGGCAGCUGAAACCAACACGGUCAAAAGUAUUGAUGGAAAAAACUCCAGAGUGUUGAAGUACAAUGAACCCCCUGAAGCUCGUAAACCCGUUUUGGGUUGGCGCCUUUAUGUUUUUAAGGGGAGUGAACAAGUCGAGUUGCUGCACAUACAACGUCAGAGCGCGUAUCUCUUUGGUCGAGACCGAUUGGUGGCGGAUAUCCCCAUUGAUCACCCCUCGUGUUCGAAGCAACAUGCCGUCAUUCAAUAUCGAUACAUACAAGAAAAAAAUGAGUUUGGAGACGUGAAGGGUUCUGUUAAGCCGUUCAUAAUUGACCUGGAAUCUACGAAUGGUACCCAUGUUAACGACGAAGUCAUACCCCCAUCGCGUUAUUACGAACUUCGCGCGUCCGACGUUAUUAAAUUUGGUCUGUCGACCAAAGAAUACGUACUGCUCCAUGAUGAAGUAGCCUCAUAAUAAAGAUAGCUGGCCGCUCGGUGUAUGAAAUUCCUUUUCCAAUUUUAAGGAUAUACUCUGGCCAUGGGGAAUGAAAUGUCAUAUGGCGCGAUGGCCAUGACGAAGAAUGGAUGGUCCGUGCCCUUGUUGCAUAUCUACCAUUGUUCGACUUUCCUAGAUAUUCUUCUUGUCCGGCUAUCUAAUCGGGUUUAAUACGUAAGAAGGUCGAUCUUCAUUUGAUCUUCAUACAACCUUGUAUUCCCCUUCUACAGAGAGAAAAAUGUUGUUCUGCAAGUCCCGUAUAGCUUUCAGUCUGAGAAAAUCGAUGUAAUAUUACUCCAGGAUGAUAUUCUGCAG
Desarmillaria tabescens is the source of this 1168-nucleotide messenger RNA. RefSeq names its product SMAD/FHA domain-containing protein. The coding region runs from base 152 to 832 and encodes 226 amino acids. Gene Ontology annotation, molecular function: mRNA binding; protein binding. The transcript has 6 exons. Gene Ontology annotation, cellular component: nucleus. Lineage: Eukaryota; Fungi; Basidiomycota; Agaricomycetes; Agaricales; Physalacriaceae. The record is from RefSeq and is a predicted model, not a curated record. Gene Ontology annotation, biological process: maintenance of RNA location; mRNA splicing, via spliceosome.